Molecule: messenger RNA, 792 nt
Organism: Daphnia pulex (common water flea)
Lineage: Eukaryota; Metazoa; Arthropoda; Branchiopoda; Diplostraca; Daphniidae
Exons: 2
Coding region: 43-345 (100 amino acids)
Source: RefSeq, a predicted model, not a curated record
UCAAAUUGUCUACACCUUGUUUUAUUUCUUGCAGGAAAGGAGAUGCUGUCUCAUGGCUGUUGUGUUACUCCAAUCCCUGGAAGCAUAUCCAUUAUCAGCAUAAAUGUGUCAUCCCAAACCUGUGCCAGUUAUACUCGGGGAUUGGAUCUGUCUGAAUACGUACCAUUGCGUACCAUGAUCAGUUUUGCCAGACGACCCAGCCUCAUGGACGAAGAUGAUUUCAACGAGAACUCGAGAAGAGAACCUGCUGCAACUGAGGUGAAGAGGAAAGGAUUGGCUUUGCUCAUUUACGACUUGAAGCAUCGCGAGUUGAUCCCGGUCAUUUACAGUGUCGAAUGUAAUUAGGAUUAGUCUAACUCUAUGAAAGUUUACCGGCACACUUAGAUUGCGUUUGAUUUUGCUGUGAUUGCAUAGCAAAAUUUGAAGGGAAAAUGAAUUGCACUUUUUCUUACCACCCAAUCUCAUGGUGAAUAACUCGGUUAAUAAUAAGUGCUAUACCUUAUAAAAUCGAUUGACUGGUUGAUCUACUGGUCUUAUCAUUGAAAAGUUGUGGAAAUGUCAUUUUCGAUUAAAGAUGUUUUCGACUAUUUGGUUCGACUAGGUUGUCUUGGCAUCUUAUAACGCCGAAAUGCGCCGAGACCAAUGGUCGUGUUAUGUAGUAUGAUGUCAGGUUACUAGACUAUACCCAAACCCGAUCAACCAAUUGAAAUGUUAAACCUUGUGCGCCUCUUUCAUUUAUGUUAUCCCUAAAUUAAAUUACUCUAGUCAAUUACAAGUCGGACUAUUAGAUUA